AGUGCGCUUGCGCCGUCAUCCAGCGCCGCGCAACAUGGCUGCAGUGCUGAAGGGGAUGUGUCUAUGGGCGCUGCUUGUCGCUGCCGUCAGCUCUGGGCAGAAGCUUUUGUCCGACUUCAAACGCUGCCUGGACGAAGAAUGCAGCAUGCUGAUGUGUCGUGGUAAAGCUGUGAAGGAUUUCGUGGGUCCUGACUGCCGCUUCCUAAAGUUUAAAGCGGGUGAAACCAUUUAUGUGUAUUAUAAAUUAGCAGGGAAGAGAAAUGACCUCUGGGCUGGAAGUGUGGGGAGUCAGUUUGGAUAUUUUCCCAGCAACUUGAUUGAAGUAAAUCUAGUGUACUCGACUACUGAGGUGGAGUUGCCAGCUGAGGACACAGACUUCGUUUGUUUUGACGAAGGCCCAGAAGAAUUUGAAGAGGUGGAUAUUGACAAGCUUGUCAGAAUUGCAGGCUCCAGUGACGGUGAGAGUAAGGAGCACAUUGAAGAAAGGGAUGCAAGUCCAAGGGAGGAUGAUACAGGGCAACAGAUUCCAGAUGAUGAAUCUGGGAAGACAUCAGAAGUACCUGGAAUUAAGUCUGUGGGCGAUAAAGCAAGCAACGAAGCUGUUCAGUCUGCAGAACAGGAAGGUGGGGACUCCCUAACACAGACUGAAGGGAGAGGAGCUGAAUCUAUAGAUAGUUCAUUAAGUGAUGAAAGAACUCUUCAUGUUGAAGAUGAAGUUCCUGAAGAAAAACCUGCUUUUGUGGGUGAUGAUACUUCCUCUUUGGAAGACCAUUCAAUGGAAGGGGAUGGUAGUAGCCACGUUAAAGUGAGCACACACUUGGAAUCCAGUUCUCAGGAGCCAGCAACCACAUCUCCAAAAGAUGCAGGGAGUGAAGGGCUAAGUCGAGAUGGCAGAGACACUCGAGUUUCCCUGGACGCUGAGGAACUGCUGUCUGUAGCAGAACUUGAAUCAGAAGGUGGACAGAAAGAACUUGUAGAACUUGAGGGCUCUUCAGUAUUAAAAACUAGAUCUGAGUCAACAAGAGAUGCGAUUAUGGUAGAUCAUGAAGUGGGCAGCAAAGUCACUACAUUGGAUGAAAAGACAUUGUUGGAUGUAGAAUUGGACCAAGAUCAUUUGGCUGAGCCUCCUGAAAACAUAACCCUACUCUCCAGCUCAGAUGAGAAUUCACUUCCUCAACAGGAUAAGGAAGUUGGGGAAGAUUUAAAAUCUAGUGAAGCUGACACUAAAACUACAACUCAAGCUGCAGAUACUCUGGCAGCUUCUAUUAGUCCAGAAAAGGGACAACCAUUAGAUAAAGUAACUGAGAAAACUACCGAAAGUGGGGAAACACUAACUUCAAAAGACAGAAAAAGUGGAGGGCUGUGGACAACUCUUGGAGAGACCUUUUCUGCAGUUCUAACUGAAGAUGAGAUGACAUUCAAGGUUACAGACCCAGAUGGUUCUGAUUCUGAAGACGUGCUGAAUGAUCCAAGUGUGGGAAAUAGUGAAAAUCCAGUAGAAGAAAAUAGGAUCUAUUUGUUGAGUAUGUCAGAAGAUGCUGGCAAUAAGCUUCGAUCUUCAUUUGGUAAAACAGCUGCAACUGAUGUUGCUGUAAAGGAGAUAGAAGAUCCUGAAGCCACAGUUCAGGCCCUUGACACGAGCCUGGAAACUGAAACCAAUGUUGAAAUGUUGGUUAUGGAAUAUGAGGGAAUCAAGCAGCAGCAACAUGUUGCGUCUACAGUAGAUAGUCAAAGUUCAGGGCAACACAAAGAGGGAAAAUUGCAGUCACAGGACGCUGUGGAUGAUGAAUCUGUGACUGUGCCAGAAACAGAUGAAAUUAGUCUAAAAAUUGAACCACAAGUUGACACUGAAGUUGAAUUGGCAACUGAGAUGAAUCAAGAACUCCCAAAGUUUAUCCAGUCAGAACUAGAAACUGGAAUGGACAAACCAUCUGGGCAUUCUGAAGGAAUAGAUACUGUAAAUGAAGAGUUAAAAUCGGAAGAUCGGAUAAAGGUAGUGACAAGUGAAGGGCUUCCUGCAAAAGAUGCCAAUACCACCCUUUCACAAGAUGCAGUGCAAGUUGAAGAUCAAAUGACGGACCCAGAAGACCGCAGGACGGUGAAGAAUGAAGAUGACAUGCAAAAGAAUGACCAGAGAGAUGUAAAUCUAACUUCAGAUAGUUAUUCAGAACUGCCUGACACUGGAAUUUCAGAUGAUAGCCAAGGAGAUCUAAACAGUGAAGACAGUGAAGUUUUAGAUGAAUUCCUUGAUGAAGAUCAGCCAGAAGAGUUGUUAGAGGAUGAAAAUGCUGCAGAUGCCAGAAUGGCUAAAGAACGAGGUGCCAACAUAGCUCUUGGAGAUGGGUUAGAUGAUCAGAAGUUAGGUGUUAGUGAUAUGAAUGUUACAGAAAAAGAGAAUACUGUGGAGCCGGUAGAUCUGCAAGCUGGACGAGAAGAUGCUGCAAAGGAAGCUGCAGAGAAAGACCAUGAAGUAAGAAAGGAGCAUGCUCAGAACAUUCAAGGACAAGCAAAUUGGAUUGAAAAUGAGAAGAAAUCAGAACAAUCCUCCCUUAGAUCUGUAGAUGAGCGUGAAGAGUGGGUAGACCAGACUCAGGACCUGAAGAAUCUUUCAGGAACUUUGCAUGAAGAAAAUGGUGAGUUUGAUAAGAGUCUUCAUAUUGAAGAGAGUGCAAAGAGCGAGGGCAGGUGGCCUGGGACGUAUUCCAGAAGUGAAAAUGCCUCAAACCCAUUGAAAGUUGAAGAGAAGAAGACUGAAGAUUCCAAACAACCAAGCAAUUAUAUUGGGUCAGAAGAUGCAAACGAAGAGUAUGAAGAUCUCAAGUACCAGGAGGCUGUGCAAAAGCUUACAAUUUUGAAAGGCUCCUUGAGUGAAAAGAGCUUUCAGCUUGUGCAGAAGUAUCUAAGUCCUCAACAAGUUUUGGAGGUUGAAGCUGUGCUUUAUGAUUUUGAAAAGGAGCUAAAUCUCACCAAGUUAUCUGAAGCGAAUGAUGAAGAUACUGAGAACAUUCUUGACAACAUACUUGAGGAAUCAGAGUCAAGGAUCCUCGACAUGGUGGAGAAUAUGUUGGACAAAAGAGCUGCCGUGAACCAACAAAAGAUAGAUGAAAACCCUCUGGACAGUGAUGAAGAGACUGUAAUUUUGAAUGACCUUCAGGAGCUUAUGUUUCAAUUAAGACUGAAAUAUUCAGCUAUCAGGGACAGUGUUGUUCUUGCCUCUGGAGAUGAGUUGUCGAAGGAAAGGAAUCAUUUCCUCCAUGAAUCAGCGGAUGAAGGCAAACCGGAAGCACCAGACAGACAGGAAGAAGAGAAGGAGGAACAACUGGAAAGAGGGCUGCCUUCUCUACAUUUCUCAGAGCAUGUAUCACAUUUGGAGGAAAAGCAGCACGCAAGCAGAAGUGAAGGGGGACUUGGAAAGUUGGACUCCGCAGAGAGUGAGAGCAAAAAGCACGACAACAAACCGGGGGAGGUGCUUUCUCCAGAGCCUCCAAAGGAUCUAGAGGAAGAGCUUCCUUCUGUUAACGGUCCAGACGGUGGAGCAGGUCACACACAGGUGACAGAGGGAGAACCAAUGUAUCCAGAUUUUACACAGCAACAUCCCAGUGGAGAAUUUGAGGAAACAGAAGCAACUCCUUCUAACAUUACAGGGAGCAUGGAAGAUGCAGGGAGUAAACCUCCUCCAGAGGAUGGUGUAGAACUAGGCGCGGCUGAACAGAGGAAUGACGGGGAAUGUGCCAGAGGAACAGGCUCCAUGAUGGUUGGAGGGAGAUCAAAGGAGGAAGUUUUGGGAGAACAGUGUGUCCUGAACGCUGAAGGCGGGAAGGAAUCACAGAUGGGACCUCCUACAAUGAGAGAUGGAAAGUCUGACAAAAUGGACCACGUGGAUGACAGUCCACUUAAGCAAGAGUGGCAAGAGGUGGACAGUGUGCGUGCGAUCACAUCUGAGAGUGUUGCCGACAGGGCUCAUUUGGAGACAGAGAGAGGUUCUCUGCACUCCCAGGAAAGGAUUCAGUGGCUGCCAUGGACUAUCUCAGCACUGUACGGAGUCAUCCUGGCUACGAGCAACACUGUGAGACAAGUUGUCCGUUCACUCUCGGAAUUUCUUAUUUCCUCUUUGCCUGAUGAAAUGAGGCCAGGCCCAGAUUUCCAUGGAGUGCCCUGGGAACCCAUUCUGAUAACUGCUGCUCUGGGAUUUCUUACUUUCUUUAUCUUUAUGUGGCGAACCUGUCUUUCAGUGAAAAGUAGAAAAUAUCAAAUUACUGAAAAGCAGCUAGCUGAGAAAAUCAAACAGCUUAUUCAGGAAAAGACUGAAGCUUUGGAGAAAGUGUCCAGUUAUGAAAAGAAGUUGGAGGAAACCAAAGCCCUUAUAAGUGAGGCCCAGAACGUCGAGUCUACAGCUUCUGUUGAGACCAAGGAGCUUGAGGAGUCUUGCCGGGAGCUUGAACAGGUGAAUCUUCAUCUGGAAACGCGUGUGAAAAAUCUCCAGGCAUCAUUGGAUAAAGAGAGGGAAGAGACUGCAAAACAGCAGACUCUGAUCGCAGAUACUCAGCAGUCCGUGAAAAAAUUGCAAAAAGUUAUUUCGGCUCAUUCAGCAGAACUGUUACAGGUACAAGAAGCCCUUUGUGGUGCCAAAACAAAUGAAGAGAAACUGCAAUCAGAUAUGCAGGCUGUGCUUGAGGAAAAUGCUCGACUUAAGCAGAGCAAAGAUCAGCUGCUAAAAGAGGCAGAAGGCUGGAGUGAGCGACAUGGUGAGCUUAAUGAGCAAAUCAAGCUCUGCCAGAAAGCUCAGAGAGACUUGGAGGAAACCUUGGCCUACAAGGAUAAUGAGAUUGAGGUGCUGACCGACUGUGUGAUGCAGCUUAGGCAACUUGAUACAGAGUCUGACAAUGAAGAUCGUGGAUGGGACAAAGAAGUGGAUGGUGAUGUGGCUAACGGUGAACUGCCAGAUAAAAACAAGAAGACAAAGAUGAAGAUACAACAAAUGAUGGACGUUUCAAGGGUAAAAACCACACUGAAGAUCAUUGAAGAGGAAAAAGAGCAUUUCCAGGCCAAGCUGACAGAUGAAAUAAAAGCCAGACAUGAACUGGAAGAACAAAUUAAACAACUUGAACACAACUUUGCAGCCACCGAGACUGAGAAAUCAAGGCUCGAGAAUGAAUUUAAAACAAUGCAACAGAAGUUGGAAAUCCUGACUGAGCUGUACCACCAGAAGGAGAUGGCUCUGCAGAAGAAGCUGUCUCAAGAAGAGUGCCAGCGUCAGGAAAAGGAGCUGAAGCUCUCUGUGGCUGAUGAGAAGGCACUUCAGGCACUAGAGGAGGUGAAAAUGUACAAACAAAGAAUCCAGGAGGUGGAAGAAGAGCUGCAGAAAAGUGAGAGAUCGUUCAAGAGUCAGAUUGCCGCUCAUGAGAAGAAGGCUCAUGAAAACUGGUUAAGUGCACGUUCAGCUGAGAGAACACUUACAGAAGAGAAGAGAGAGUCUGCAAAUUUGAGACAAAAGUUGAUCGAAUUGAAUCAGAAGCUUUCUCAGCUCCAAAGACCUUCAAUAAUUAAACCAACGCCAGGUAGGCCUGACAGGCAGGUUCCUCCAGGAGCUCCUCCACCUCUAGGACCAGCACGCAGAGCUCCAGUAUCUUGUGAUGACUCCUAUGGGCCUUCUCCUGUAAGCACUGGGCCCCCUUCACCCCCCAUGAUGAUGGAGCUCCUUGUACGGCCACCCUCAGCUAAUGCAGGUCGUGGUUUUCCCCGGGAUCGGGGGGAUGGAGGCCAUCGAGUUCCUCCCGGUGCUUUGCCUUCUCGUGAGUGGGUUGGUCCAGGCCCAGAUCGGUUAGGUCCUUCUUCUGAUCAUGGUUCUCCACCUCCUCUGUGGGACCGGCGGCCAGGUCCAAUGGAUGGUUAUCCUGGACUACGGAGACCACCUUCGGAAUCGAAUAUAAUGUCUGGACGAAUUUCUGGUCCGGGUGAAAUUCGUGGACUUCCAGCUAACAGAGCAGCAGAAAUGUGCUCUGGAGGAUCGGGUCAGUUGCCCAGUGGGCCAAGAACAUCUUCCCCAAAUGUGACGGAAUGUGCGACGCAAGAUGAUGUUGCUAAGGCUGAAGAGCCGGUAUCUUUAUCUAAUCCAUCCUCUGAACAAUCAAAGGCAGUGAAUGCUAAUGCCUCUCAGGCUGCAAUGUCUUUCCCAGGAACACCUAUCAUGAAUUCAUCUCUGGGUGGGAUGCCUCCCCCUGGACCCCGACAUGGACCCCCUCCACCCAGAGGCACCUACGGUCCAGUGCCAGUGCCACUCCCGCAGAGCCAUCUAGUCCGUGUUCCAGCCCUCCGUGAUUACCCUCCAGGGCCGUUCCCGCCACCAGGGCACAGACAGUUUCUUCCUGCACCCUUACCACCACCUCCACAAGUUCUGAGAGACUUCCCACCUGGUGUAAGGGAAUACCCACGAGGACCCAGAGUUCUGCCUCCUGGAGCCCAUGACAUUCCCUCUGGGCAAGAUAACCGGCAGUGACAAGGCAUUCGACUGGACUGAUCACUCACCUCAGGCAAAUGUACUUGAUGUAUGUAAACCAGAUUUACGAUGGAAUCCUUCAAGUAUUCCAGGAUCCUGGUUUGUUUCUCAGUUACCUGUAAUUGGGAAUUAUUUAACUAGCAGGUCUGAUUAUUGGACCUGUUUAAACUGUGCUGGCUGUUGGAGGAUCCCAUUCAUCGUAGCAGUGGCUUUACCCUUGUGAAUGAUGAUCAGGCGCAGUCAAUCAUCAAUUUAUUCUGCAGCCAGAAAACUCUUGGACAGCUUAAAGUUUUGUACUUUCCAGCUUUGGAAAUGGAUAGGAAUGUUUAUGGGAGAUUUGCAAAUUAAGUAUAACAUGCUGUUUACAGCUUCAAACUUCUGAGAAUUUGUCAAAAGGUAGCCACUUUGCCAAUCAAGGAGUAAAUAGUGCAAUAUUAGGGUACCUGUGUCUCGUGUGGUAAAUCUCUUGAUAAUCUGUCAGCAUUGUUCUGAGGCCUUUUAGUCUUCAUGGUUGCAAAAAAACUUUUCCUGUGGAAAUAACUAAAGAGAGCAGCCUGAUUAUGUUGUCAUGGCAAUACAUUUGUAAUUCAUACACAAACUACUUCAAUGAACCAUCCAUUUGUCAGCCAGCCUGAUUUUAGUUUGACUUCUCUUUGGGAAAACAAAACACAGGAACACCCUGUAUAAGUAAGGCCAGAUGUAACUUAUUUUACUAUUGAGAAUUUAUUAAUAAAGAUUAAAAUUACUGGGUUGUCAAUGAAUAAUGUUCAGUGGUGAUAUUUGGGCCUCAUUAUUUUCUUUCCAUGUAAGUCUCUGUUAGUAGGAAUACAUAGAUUGGCACGGCAUGAAUCAAAACAGCCUGCAGAUGUCCUGCUUCUAAGUCCCCGUUCUCUUCCCCUCCCACCCACCCACCCACC
Hypanus sabinus (Atlantic stingray) is the source of this 7413-nucleotide messenger RNA. RefSeq names its product MIA SH3 domain ER export factor 3 (gene mia3). Gene Ontology annotation, biological process: endoplasmic reticulum to Golgi vesicle-mediated transport; protein secretion; vesicle cargo loading. The record is from RefSeq and is a predicted model, not a curated record. Bases 35 to 6496 code for a protein of 2153 amino acids. The transcript has 30 exons. Gene Ontology annotation, cellular component: endoplasmic reticulum exit site; endoplasmic reticulum membrane. Lineage: Eukaryota; Metazoa; Chordata; Chondrichthyes; Myliobatiformes; Dasyatidae. Gene Ontology annotation, molecular function: protein binding.